Molecule: messenger RNA, 822 nt
Organism: Hyaena hyaena (striped hyena)
Lineage: Eukaryota; Metazoa; Chordata; Mammalia; Carnivora; Hyaenidae
Gene: CCK
Product: cholecystokinin
Exons: 3
Coding region: 202-549 (115 amino acids)
Biological process (GO): digestion
Cellular component (GO): axon; extracellular region
Molecular function (GO): neuropeptide hormone activity
Source: RefSeq, a predicted model, not a curated record
CACUUCAAUCGGUUGUCGCCCCAGUGGCCGCCCCGGAGCACGUGUUGCUGCCCGUCUGCGUCAAGGCUGGGUAAAUAGAUGACUGGCUAACAGCGCCGGGAGGGGCUAUUUAAGAAGCAGGCUCCCGCCGGCCCACCUUGAACUUGGCUCGGCUCCCCGGCUCCCCGCAGCUCCGGUGGGAACGCGAAGCCCGCUGAAGCCAUGAACGGAGGCGUGUGCCUGUGCGUGCUGAUGGCUGUACUGGCGGCGGGCACCCUGGCGCAGCCCGUUCCUGCAGCGGACCCAGCGCGCCCAGGGGCGCAGCCGGAGGAGGAGGCGCCCCGCAGGCAGCUGCGGGCCGUGCAGAAGGUGGACGGCGAGCCCCGAGCGCACCUGGGCGCGCUGCUGGCCAGAUACAUCCAGCAGGCCCGGAAAGCUCCUUCUGGCCGAAUGUCCAUCAUCAAGAACCUGCAAAACCUGGACCCCAGUCACAGGAUAAGCGACCGAGACUACAUGGGCUGGAUGGACUUCGGCCGGCGCAGUGCUGAGGAGUAUGAAUAUCCAUCCUAAGGGCCCUCUACCUGGUUGCACCCCAGGAAGCAACCUCCUGGUUCAGAGGAGGCAGAAUACGAAAAUAAUCACACUCACAACCCAUUGUCUCUGUGACAUUUUAAGUAUCUAUUUAUUAAGUUUUCAAUGUGAAAAAUAUGUCCAUACGUGUGUCCGGUGCAACCUCACCCCUCGCCAGAAUUGUGCGAGCGGAAGACAAACGGUUCCCCUCAUCUGGGGCACCUGGUCCUAAAGUGUUGCUAUGCUAUUAAAAUGAUUUCAUCCUGCGCCCUA